CGUAUCUACUAGGCAAUUAUGAGUAGCACAUCCUGAUGCUCGAGGUCGAUGUUGCUUACCCCCCCAACUUGAACCCCUAUACGCUACACACCGAAGCUCAUGUUGGAAUAAAAGACUGUAGAGAUGGAUAUCCAAGUUCGAUCGCGGUCGUCGUCGUCGUCUACCGGCUGACUAACUCAAGUUACACAACCGCUCGCAACCUGCUUCGCACAAAAUACUUUGUACGAAGUACGAAGUGGCAAGUGCAAUAUUGACUUAUAGUUAUAAUCACACCACCAACAACCAUCACCAUUACCAUCACCACCACCUCCAUCACCAUGGCGCAAAACAUCUACGACCGCCAAGACUUCUUCGACGCCUACGCCAGGCUCAUCGACCGCUCCUCCAAGGACAUCGACGCCGACCCGGCCUGGAAACGCCUCGCGCCCCUCGUGCCCCCCGUUGCCGGCCUCGACGUCCUCGACCUCGGCUGCGGCAGCGGCUGGUUCUGCCGCUGGGCCGCCGCCCAGGGCGCGCGCUCCGUCCUCGGCGUCGACGUCUCCGAGAAGAUGCUCGCCAAGGCCCGCACCCUGGCAGCAUCAUCAUCGUCGUCGCCGUCGUCCGAGGUCAUCGAGUACCGCCGCGUCGACCUCGACGAGCUCGUCCUGCCCGACGCGGACGCCGGGCGCUACGGCCUCGUCUUUAGCUCCCUCUCGCUGCACUACCUCGCCGACCUGCCGCGCGUCGUGGCCCUCGCGCACCGUGCCCUCGCCCCGGGCGGCUUCUUCGUCUUCAACGUCGAGCACCCCAUCUACACGGCGCCGCGGAACCCGCGUGUCGCGCGCGCCGCUCCCGUUGCCGCCGCCGCUGAUGGUGACGAUGAUAAGAAGGAAGGUAUGUAUGAAUGAUGAUGAUGAUGGUGAUGACGCUACUACCAGCGAACGCACAAAGCUGACAGAGGGACAAAAGAAGGAGAGCUCUGCUGGCCCCUCACCGGCUACGGCGACGAGGGCGAGCGCGUCGUCGACUGGCUCGCCAAGGGCCUGCGCAAGUACCAUCGCUCCGUGACGGGGUACAUGGACGCGCUCCUGGCGCAGGGCUUCCUCUUGCGCGCCUUCAAGGAGUUCUUCCCCACCGAGGAGGAGUUGGCGAGCGGCAGGGCCGACGAGGUGCAGAAGCUGCGGCCCCUGUAUCUCAUCAUGAGCGUCCAGAAGCAGAUUUGAACGCAGAAACACCCAAGGGUGCAGUGAGAGGGUUGCUUUCGCCCGUGGCUACUCACGAAACGUGUGCCUGCGAUUUUUGUUUUCCUAAAAUGUUUGCUGCUGGCUGUGCUAUGCUCAAUCUGUGGCUUUUACCCG
Purpureocillium takamizusanense is the source of this 1337-nucleotide messenger RNA. RefSeq lists its product as uncharacterized. The transcript has a single exon. The record is from RefSeq and is a predicted model, not a curated record. The coding region runs from base 318 to 887 and encodes 189 amino acids. NCBI's taxonomy places the organism in Eukaryota, Fungi, Ascomycota, Sordariomycetes, Hypocreales, Ophiocordycipitaceae. Gene Ontology annotation, molecular function: S-adenosylmethionine-dependent methyltransferase activity.